AUGCGCAGGAAGUUUUCACCGACAGUCUUGCACCUGCCGCAGCGCCACGACGCGGAGGGCUCCCGCUCUCUUAGCUUCAGCGGCGUUGAAGAGGGGCCGCGCCGGGGCGGCGGCGGCUGGGACAGCCACGGCGUCGUCUACAUGCCUCAGGUGGCCUGCGCGGCCGGGACGCAGCGGAUGAGCGAGAUGCUGCAGCCGCGGCGGGUGAAGGACGCGGGACUGCAGCGGGUGCUUCAACGGCCCAUGAUGAAAAACCGUCGGAGCCCUGCACAUAACAUGGAUGGCGUUGGGGCGGAGGGACAAUCGCGGCCUCGGAUGUCAACUUUGUCCCUUCGCCGUGACGAGAGGAUUGACGAUGGAGAUGGGGCCGAUGCGCGUGCGGAGCGGGGUGGUAGUGAAGGCCGUGGCGGGGAAGGACACCAGCCGUCGGUUGGGGCAGGUACAACGUUUCCCCAGCCUUUGGUGGACGUGCGUGCCGCGUUUGGGCGCAUGAGCAGCGGUGUUGCCUAUCCUCGUCAUAGCCACGACAUCUCCGCUGGAAACAGGGCAACCGCAUCGCUGGCUCCGCCGCCGGUAUCCUCGCCGUCGUCGCACGCGGCAGGGGCAGCCCUUCAGGACGGCAACAGGACCCGUGAGUCGACAAAGUCAGACUGGUUGGAGGCGGCCACCGCGAGGACGACCCCGUUGCAUGCGCAUACAGAACGGCUCUCAGCUGUGGCCAGCACGCAGGAAUGCUACCGCGGAUGGAAAACGUCACCGUGCAAUGAUGAAGCUAUCCUCGCCAGAUCUGCAUUGAGCCCCGUGCACGGCACAGAUCGUUUCGCAGUCAUUCACUCAACCUCCCCCGGUGCUGAGGUGAUUGGGCAGUACGCGAAUCCCAAUGCCGUAGCAGAGCGCAUCCUUUACAUGCUGCUGCAACAAAAUGAGGAUCUAGCUGCAGUGGCACCCGAGAAGCCGAAUACAUGGAACGGCAACAAAGGCAGCAUGAACAGAAGCAGCGAAAGCAGUCCCGCCGCCGCCGCCGCCGCCGCUUCCUCCUCCUCGGGCGCUGUUGCACAGCCGCGACCCAGGUUGCAUGUGACGCCGCAAGAAAGACGUCUGUUACUCAGUUUUUUACGGGAAAAAGACCGUGAAAUACUGCGACUGCGUACCUCGUUGGCUGUUAGUUACCGUUUUGCUGCCUACGCCGUGCAUCGACAAUACGCGCGCGAUGUUCCUGGCGCCUACGCCGGCUCCGUCUCAGCGAUGGAAGCAUGCGGCUUGGGCGCGUCGGCGAGCGCCGUCAAGUGCAGGAAGGAAGAUUCGACACCCUGGGUAAAUCGGGCACCCCCGCACAUCCAUGGUCUCCCUAACGUGCCACUGCCGCUUGGUUUUGUCCACAGCGUGGGACAAGCUUGUGGGUUGUUGUCAAUGAUGAAUGUGGAGAACAUGGUCCAGAAGAAAAUGUCUGCUCGUUUUUUUCUAGGCUCGUGGCGAACAUACUUUGUGGUGGCCGAUGACCGCGGGUUGACCGUCUACCGCAGUGAGGAGGAUUACAGGCAGCACGCGUUCCAGCGGGCUCUGUUGUUGGUGCCCUUUAGGGACAUGGAGUACUUUGUGCCCUCGUUUCGUGAUGUGCCCGCGGCGGAUGAGAAACUGUGCGACGUGGCUGUCAAGUCAGGUGCUGCGCAUGCGUGGGGGCGGGUGACGGAAAGCGGCGGUGGUCUCUUCUCCUCCCCCCUUCACAUGGAGAGGAGGCCCAAGGAGGAGAGUGCGUUGAUGCAUGGGAGAAUAGGGGCUGUUGAGAAACACAAGGGCGACGCAGUGCACCUCAGUGAGGCUGCGGCUUUGCAGGAAGGUGACAGCAGGGCAUCGUUGUACAUGCGGCACAAACAACCUGAUCGAUAUGAUCAGCUGAUGACCCGCAUUGCUAUUGAGUAUGCCGGGGAUACGGAGCACGCCUACUUUGGCUUUAUCCCCAAGCAACCCAGUACACAGGCAUGCGGCAAGGCAGUGAACCCCCCCAUUCUCUUCCGCACGCGGAGCACGCAGGAGCAUGUGGAGUGGGCACACUACUUCGCGCAAUGUUUUAACCGAAAGCUGUAUCGUGAAAUGUUUCCCACUGCCGUAGCAGAAGCAUAUGCGGGACGAGUCUCAAAGGAGACCCAAAUCACGCCAGACGCCGCGGAGCCCACAUCCUUAGAAAGUCGUGCAAUCAAUGGUGAGGAGAAAGAGGAAGAGAAGAAUAGUAGAAGGCCCACAGUUGUGUCCAAGGAGAUCAUGGCAGUGGCUCACUGCGUGGCUGCGGCCUCACAGACGGCCCCACGUGAGCAACAUGACGCGGCCACUAAUACAGAGGAGGCGCAGAACGAGGAGACGGCCGACCUCAUGGCCAACCCGCCACCACCGCUCACUGUCCCGCCAAAGCGGGGCGUCAUAGGAUGCGAUGAAGUGCCUGAAAUUGUCUAUGAGGUUGUCGGAAAGCCGCAAGGGCCUGAAGGGAAUAUGAAGGAGACGGCAACGAUGGUGGAUGUGCCUGCAGAAGAGGUCGCGAAGACCACGUGCCUUGGAGGGAGCUUGUCACGGAGCUGCGAGGGCUGCUAG
This is a messenger RNA of Trypanosoma rangeli, 2583 nucleotides long. RefSeq lists its product as uncharacterized. NCBI's taxonomy places the organism in Eukaryota, Euglenozoa, Kinetoplastea, Trypanosomatida, Trypanosomatidae. Bases 1 to 2583 code for a protein of 860 amino acids. The record is from RefSeq and is a predicted model, not a curated record. The transcript has a single exon.